Molecule: messenger RNA, 5081 nt
Organism: Lates calcarifer (barramundi perch)
Lineage: Eukaryota; Metazoa; Chordata; Actinopteri; Centropomidae
Gene: slc11a2
Product: solute carrier family 11 member 2
Exons: 17
Coding region: 218-1906 (562 amino acids)
Biological process (GO): metal ion transport
Cellular component (GO): plasma membrane
Molecular function (GO): manganese ion transmembrane transporter activity; cadmium ion transmembrane transporter activity; iron ion transmembrane transporter activity
Source: RefSeq, a predicted model, not a curated record
GAGCACAUGCGCAGUUGAUCUCACAGUUCAAUGGAAAGAUACGACUUUGGCAGAAUUUAGCCCGAUAACGUGUUACUUAGCUAGCUUCACAUUUAUACACAUGGGUUCAGUUUAAAAGCAGUUUCAAAACACUAUCUGUUCCUGUACCCUCCCAUAACGUACCAAGGGAGGCUGAUAUCCAUCCCUCAAAUUCCCAGGGAUCCCUCAGCCUGCCCUGAUGAAGGCCGAGCAAGAAGGAGACCUCAUUGAAGGGGACUCCCCUCAGGAGAAUGGAGUCCAGACAAACCAGUACAGCUCCAUCUCUCCUCCUGCCUCACCUGUGGCCCAGGAUGAACCCUUCUCCACGUACUUUGAAGAGAAAGUGCCCAUUCCUGAGAGCCCCAACCAGGUGUUCAGUUUUCGUAAACUCUGGGCCUUCACCGGACCAGGGUUUUUGAUGAGCAUUGCGUACUUGGAUCCAGGAAACAUCGAGUCUGACCUGCAGUCUGGAGCUAAAGCUGGCUUUAAGCUCCUAUGGGUGCUCCUUCUAGCCACCAUCAUUGGGCUCCUGUUGCAAAGGUUAGCUGCACGCCUCGGAGUCGUCACAGGGAUGCACCUGGCUGAAGUCUGCAACCGCCAGUAUCCCACUGUUCCUCGGAUCAUCCUCUGGCUGAUGGUUGAACUGGCAAUUAUCGGCUCAGACAUGCAGGAGGUCAUCGGCUGUGCCAUAGCUCUUAACCUCCUCUCAGUGGGCAGGAUCCCACUGUGGGCAGGAGUUCUCAUCACCAUCACAGACACAUUUGUCUUCCUGUUUCUAGACAAAUAUGGCCUGAGGAAACUUGAAGCUUUCUUUGGCUUCCUCAUCACUGUAAUGGCUAUUAGCUUUGGUUAUGAGUAUGUGCUGGUAAAGCCAGACCAAGGGGAGUUGCUGAAGGGGAUGUUUGUACCCUACUGUGCCGGCUGUGGGCCUGUGCAGCUGGAGCAGGCGGUGGGAAUCGUGGGCGCCGUCAUCAUGCCCCACAACAUCUACCUGCACUCAGCACUGGUCAAGUCUCGGGAGGUCGACCGCAAGAAUAAGAAGGAAGUAAAAGAAGCCAACAAGUACUUCUUCAUCGAGUCAAGUAUCGCGCUCUUCGUCUCUUUCCUCAUCAACGUCUUUGUCGUGGCCGUCUUUGCUCAGGCCUUCUACAAUAAAAGCAAUAUGGAAGUGAAUGCAGAGUGCAAUGCGACCGGCAGCCCUCACACAGAUCUCUUCCCUCUCAACAACGGCACACUGGAGGUGGAUAUCUACAAAGGGGGAGUGGUCCUGGGCUGUUUCUUUGGCCCUGCAGCUCUCUACAUCUGGGCCAUAGGGAUCCUAGCAGCUGGACAGAGCUCCACUAUGACAGGCACUUACUCUGGGCAGUUUGUCAUGGAGGGUUUCCUGAACCUACGGUGGUCUCGUUUCGCUCGGGUGCUGCUGACCCGUUCCAUCGCCAUCACACCUACUCUGCUGGUGGCCAUUUUCCAGGAUGUUCAGCAUCUGACAGGCAUGAACGACUUCCUCAAUGUGCUUCAAAGCAUGCAGCUCCCAUUUGCUUUGAUCCCAAUUCUGACCUUCACCAGUCUGACGUCCAUAAUGAACGACUUUGCAAAUGGAUUGAUGUGGAAGAUUUCCGGAGGCAUCGUGAUCCUGGUGGUUUGUGCAAUCAACAUGUACUUUGUGGUGGUUUAUGUGACGUCAUUGAACAGCGUGCUGCUCUACGUCCUGUCUUCUCUCCUCUCCAUAGCCUACCUGUGCUUUGUAGGUUACCUGGCAUGGCACUGUCUGAUUGCCUUGGGGGUUUCCUGUCUGGACUUUUGCAGCAGGAUACAAAUAGGGCCGCUGCGUCAUACAGACAUUUACCUACUGAACGACAUGGACACUGAUUCUGUGGUGGAGAGAUAGGACGAUACGGUGUGAGCGGAUUUCAAACUCUGGUGACCGAAGGACACCGACACGUUAUUACCCGACUGAAGCGUGGGACCACUGAAGCUCAGUCGGUACGAGUUCGUCUUCACCUCUCGGUGCCUAACAAAUUUUAAAGUGUCCUUGUGAUGCGGCCGCAGACGUCUAAUCCUGUUCAAUUCACCAAUGGAUGUUUUCCAUUACAAAUAUCUCAGCAACCUCAGCCAACAACAUGAUAGCUGUAGCGUGCAGGUCUGUUGAUGAAUAAUGUUUAUGCAAAUAAUGGUUAAAUAUCUGGCCUCCAACAUGAGGCAUGUCUAAAAAAAAUGUGGUUCCUGUGACUGUGACGCAGUAACCUGUGUCAUGUUUUUGAUAAAACAAUCUCACCUCAAUGUGCAUAAUAUGACGUUUGUCCCUGUUGGCUUCUAUAAAUCAGUUGUCUCAACUGACAACAACAAGUUAAUAAACCCAUAACUUAAACUGCAACUUAAAAGAAAAGAAAGUGAUAGUCACAACUGUGAUAACAUAAUCACAUAAUCAUCAAGUUGGGAGACACAACUCGCUGUUUUCAGCUAGUGUUGCACUAAAGAUGCCGUGGACCUCCAAGCUGCACCAGGCUGCACAUUAGACACGCCUGUGUUUCAUUUAAUUUGUUUUUUAACCAACUGCUUAAUUCUGAUUUAUCUGACAUGACAUUAAAAACUUCAGGGUUUUCCACCGGCACACAUCCCCACAGAGAGAAAACAAGACGAGUCGAAACACCAAAGCUGCAGCAUGUUUAACAGUAUUUAUGCCUUUGGUGGGACCAAGCAGCUGCCCUUUAUUUAUUUGUAUCCAAAUAAAAUCUUUAAUUUAUGUAGGUGUUAAUAUUAGACUACAAACUGUUAGAAUUAAUAUAUAUAAUUACUCACACUUUCCCAUGUUUUAUACUACAUAUGAGAGAAUGACAGUUUUAUGUCACUCUCUUUGUGUUACAUUUAUGUACACCUUUACAUUUACAAGUCUUUUUUAAAACUGGUCAUAAGAAUUUAAGUGUAAAUUAUCAAACUAAAACUAGUAUGUGUAGGAUCUGGAAAUUCCUUAUUUCAGUGGUCUCUGGGGGUCGAGUAAAAAAAGACACUGGGGCAAGAGGCACAAACUUUAAGCUAAAUGAUAAUACGUGUGUAUGUUUUUAGCACAUGUAUACAUUCCCAUCAUGAAUUUUCAGAGUUGCCAGAAGAUUCUGACUGGUUUGUUCUCCCACAGUGUUGCUUGCAGAUAUAUUAUGAUUUGAUAUCCUGUAUUACAUUAUUUAAUUUGUAUUUCUUACAUUUCCUUCUCAACUAAGCUUAGGUCAGUAUGUUUUAAGAUUUUUUAAUGUGUAGUAUAUAUUUUUUUAGAAAUGCUCCUAGGGCUUGUAUGUAGUUUUAGCAGCAGCUAGCCUUAUUUUAUUUUUUGUUUGUUUGUUUGUUGUUUGUUUUGUGGAUGAAGCCAAAUUUGUGCAUAGGUGUUAUGAGUGCAAUAGGGCACUCUAUCACAGAGAAGUACAGUAUUUAACUUCUGGAAAAAGCUGUCUGUCCUGUCACUGUGGUGCAAACAAGUGAGGGACAGCAAAUGGUAAAUAAGAGAAGUGAUGAGAGGGGUUCAUCAUGGGACACUGAAUCUCAGGGCUCUUUGACUCCUUGAGUGUCACAGGAGUUUGUAAUCAUAGAAAACAUGAACACGUUAGACUGAGGGAGACAUGUGUUGGCUUCGCAACAGAGUGGUAAUAUGACAGAUGCCUGUAAUUUCUACACUUUGAUACUUAUAUCUCCUUGUGCACUUUGUUACAGAAAGUAAAAAGAGUAACUGAGAAGACACUAGACAGAAAAUGAUAUAAAAUGAUAACAGCAGGGUCCAUCAUCAAACACCUCAGAGGUGUGAUGGAUUGGGCGCUUUAAUGAACUAAACCUUUUCCUAGACCAAAUGUUGGACAUCGAUGUGUCUUCAAACUACUGUGCAGACAACCACAGUGCCUCCUGUGUUCACCACUGUGCCUCAUUUAUCAGAUCUGUAGCACACGAACAGUUGUGUUGUUCCAUGUUGUACAUGGAACAACACAACUGUAGUUCAAUAUUUAAAAUAAUCAAAAGAGAAUAAUUUUAAGAAUAUCCGAUUGGAUAUAGAAACCAUGUAUGAGAGGCUGACAGUAGCAUUGCCAACGAUCCAAACUGCCCAAAUUUAAUACUUAUAAUAAUUUCAUUUUCCAGUCAGAAUAAAAAUAAUAAGUCAGAAAUUCUUGCACACUGCUCUGAUCCUUCUCUAAAUAAGAGAAUAUAAGCUGCGUCUGUGUAGGAUUCUUUCCUCUUGGGGAUUUUCUUAAAGACUAUAAUAUAUUUUCUGGAUUAUUUUUCUUUUAGCCAAUGGGUUCUUCACUUGCCAUCAUAUUUUCUGGAAAAUCUAUAUUCAUUCCAUUGGGAAAUGCACUACUGAAUUCCAACUUUGCUACAUAUAAAUAUUCAGACUUUAGGAACUUAAAUGACAUCAUGCCAAAUAAAAAAAUAUUUGUGCUAAAACCCUUUCAUUUUUUUUUUUUAAACAAAUGAGUCAGCACUUAAAUGACAAAGGAGAGGUGUAAGUGAGAGCAUAAAAACUGACUUGUAAUAUGUGCUAAAAUAUUUUUAACUUGAUGGGAUCACAGUAGAAAUGCAUUGCUUAGCAACAAGCAAAUGAUUUUGAGUUUACUCUUGUAAAUAUGAGAGAACAUAUCCCUCUGCCAGACACAUGCAUUUGGUUGAAGAAUGUACAUCAGACAUACAUCAUGAUACCUUCUAGCUGUAUUAUCUUAUCAACUUGCUUCCAGUGGAAUCAGUGAGAACAUGAUAAUGACUAUUUAUAAUCAUUACCUAUUUUUAAUUGAUAACUGUAUAAUUCAUCACAUCUCAAAUUAUUAUAAAGAAUAUUGUCUGAAUUUGGGAACAGGCUGGGAUUGUCAGAGACCAUUUUCUGGUUCAAAGGCCAGACAGGAAACUGAUACUGUACUGUACUGGAGGUUUGAUUAAACAUAUUUAUGGUGUGAUGAAUUGUACAGUAUGAUACAGAGAACCUACUAAAGGUUGGUUUUCUUUUCUUCUUUUCUUUUCUUUUCCUUUUUUUGUCUCCGGGCUUAUAUAAUGUUUGAAUGUUUUUCUCCCGUUGAAUAAAAAAGUGAAAAUAA